AUAAGAAGCCAUGUCGACUCAAAGUGCAAAGAAAAAAAGAAUUGGUUCACGUCGUCGGGUCGCACAUGAAAAUAAAACAUCAGAGGCUGAUGAAUUACACAUAACGGACAGUGCCUCUGCAGCAAAACGCUGCAUACCAGAAGAAAAUACUGAAUCAUUAAAUGUAUUGGCUAAUCCUGACAAUACACAAUCUGCAACCCAAAAUCCACCUUCACCAGAACUCACUGAGAAUCGAAGAAAACUAGGAUCUAGUAGAAGAAAUAAAAGAGAACUGCGUGUCAAGGGUUCAGCAACUGAAUCAUACUCCAAACCUACAGAGGAAGUUGAGGAAUACACCAGGGGUAAUGAAACCCCCAAAACAAUGCAAAUGUCACUGGCAAUACAAUCUUGGAGGCAGGAAGAAGUCAAUCAAGGGCAUGAGCAUAACAUCAUAUCUGUGGCACAUGACAGCUCUUUAUACCCUGCCAUUACACCUGAUUAUUCUGAGGUUCAGCACUCAACUACAGCAAACUGUCCAGAGGCUGACCUGGAAAGGUUAAUUCCCAAAAGUGAAACUCUGGAAGCAGAUCAAGAUGAAAAUGACACAAACUAUAAACUAGUGUCUGAUUCUUGUAAAUUUGUGGAAACCAUGCUGGGAGAAACAGACAGGUCUGACACUCUACAGAGUGAGGAACUCAAAGAAAAUGCACGUCUUGUUGGCGUCUCUGAGUUGACUAGUGUAAGUGUUCUUUCAUGUCCCACAGUAGAUCAACAGCUGACUGACCAGCUAAAUUACAGGGAGAUGCCAGAAGAAAAACUUCCCAAUGUGUAUUCUGUAACAGAAAAAGAAAGCAAAAAUGGAGACAAGGAUGCAGAAUUCUUAAGGCAGGGUGGAAAUUUACGGGAAAACUAUUUGGUGAGUGAGUCACAUAUAAAAUCAAAGGAUAUAGAGUCUUCUAUCACACCAGAGAUAUCCACAGAAAAACACAACCCCAGAGAGCACACAGAACCUCAGUGCAGUGUUGGGCAAGCAAUAGUUUCAUCACCAAACGAGGAGUUGCACAACGAUGAGGAACAAAUUGAGAUUUUCAAGUUAUCUGAUGUCAAAGGUGCUCAUCAUGCAAAGGAUGCUUUAAACAGCAUUCAUGAACAGGAGGUUGAUCCAACACAAAUGCAUGAAAUCGAUCACUCCUCUGAAAGUGGGUUGCAUGAUGCCAGAGAACAUUCUGAAGUAAUUUCUGGAAACCUGAUAGAUCAGGCUGAAGUCAUUGACACAUACCGAUCAGAGUCAAUUGUGAGAGGUACUGAUGAUUCUGCCACCAAGCAGGUAGAAUCAAAUUCUGAUGACAAACAGGAGGAACAUCCUACAAGAGAAAACAACUUUGACUCUUUAGAGCACACAAAUGAGGAUAUUCAUGUAUAUGAUACAAAGAUACCACAGAUCAGUGACACAGAAAGAGUAGACUCUGCACUGGGUCAGGUCGAUGAGGGUGACAGCCAUAUAGAGGAUGAUAUGAAUCCCAGUGCUGAUCAAACAGUUCAUCAGGAGAAGGAAGGAAUCCUCUCUGAAGUUGAGGAGAGUGAGUCCUCUUUACAAACCCUGCAAUCAGAAACAAAUGCUCCUUUGGACUCCCAACCUCUGGACACUUCUGUGAGAACAGAGGAGGAAACCAACACAGGCUUCAACCCCACUUUGAACAGAAGAAAACUGGGGUCGAGUAGAAGAAAUAAAGGAAGGCAACAUGCCAAGGACUGUGCUGUUGAAUCAUCCCACGAACACAAAGAGCAAGUAGAAGAAAGUACCAGGGGUAAUGAAGACCUCCAGACAACACCAGUAUUAGUGGCAGCAGAGGGAACAAAUCAAGAAGAAUUAAGUCAAUGGAGUGAGCAUGGUGUUAUCAUGCCUGUGACACCUGACAGCUCUUUGUACUCAGUCAUGAUGCCUGGUUAUUCUCCUGAGGUCCAGAACCCCACUACAACAAACUAUCCAGAGGCUGACCUGGAAAAUUUAAUUUCUGUAAGUGAAAACCUUCAAGAAGAUCAUGACGAAAGAGAGACUGACUUUAAAGUGGAGGUGUCUAAUAAAUCAGUGGGAGCCACGCUGGAAGGAAUGGACAAAUCUGACACUUUUCAGAGUGAACAAGCCAGAGGUGCUCAUCAUGCAGAGGAUGCUGUUCUCAAAGUGCAUGAACAGGAGGUGGAUCCAACACAAAUGCAUGAAAUCGAUGACUCCUCUGAAAGUGGGACGCAUGAUGCAACAGAACAUCCUGAAGUAAUUUCUGGAAACCUGAUACAUCAGGCUGAAGUCAUUGACACAUACCGAUCAGAGUCAAUUGUGAGAGGAACUGAUGAUUCUGCCACUAAGCAGGUAGAAUCAAAUUCUGAUGACAAACAGGAGGAACAUCCCACAAGAGAAAACAACUUUGACUCUUUGGAGCACACAAAUGAGGAUAUUCAUGUAUAUGAUACAAAGAUACCACAGAUCAGUGACACAGAAAGAGUAGACUCUGCACUGGGUCAGGUCGAUGAGGGUGACAGCCAUGUAGAGGAUGAUAUGAAUCCCAGUGCUGAUCAAACAGUUCAUCAGGAGAAGGAAGGAAUCCUCUCUGAAGAUGAGGAGAGUGAAUCCUCUUUACAAACCCUGCAAUCAGAAACAAAUGCUCCUUUGGACUCCCAACCUCUGGACACUUCUCUGAGGACAGAGAGGGAAACCCACACAGGCUUCAACCCCACUUUGAACAGAAGAAAACUGGGGUCGAGUAGAAGAAAUAAAGGAAGGCAACAUGCCAAGGACUGUGCUGCUGAAUCAUCCCAUGAACACAAAGAGGAAGUAGAAGAAAGUACCAUGAGUACUGAAGACCUCCAGACAGCACCAGUGUUAGUGGCAGCAGAGGGAACAAAUCAAGAAGAAUUAAGUCAAUGGAGUGAGCAUGGUGUUAUCAUGCCUGCGACACCUGACAGCUCUUUGUACUCAGUCAUGUUGUCUGAUAAUUCUCCUGAGGUCCAGAACCCCACUACAACAAACUAUCCAGAGGCUGACCUGGAAAAUUCAAUUUCUGUAAGUGAAAACCUUCAAGAAGAUCAUGACGAAAGAGAGACUGACUUUAAAGUGGAGGUGUCUAAUAAAUCAGUGGGAGCCACGCUGGAAGGAAUGGACAAAUCUGACACUAUUCAGAGUGAAGAAGCCAGAGGUGCUCAUCACGCAGAGGAUGCUGUUCUCAAAGUGCAUGAACAGGAGGUGGAUCCAACACAAAUGCAUGAAAUCGAUGACUCCUCUGAAAGUGGGACGCAUGAUGCAACAGAACAUCCUGAAGUAAUUUCUGGAAACCUGAUAGAUCAGGCUGAAGUCAUUGACACAUACCGAUCAGAGUCAAUUGUGAGAGGUACUGAUGAUUCUGCCACCAAGCAGGAAGAAUCAAAUUCUGAUGACAAACAGGAGGAACAUCCUACAAGAGAAAACAACUUUGACUCUUUGGAGCACACAAAUGAGGAUAUUCAUGUAUAUGAUACAAAGAUACCACAGAUCAGUGACACAGAAAGAGUAGACUCUGCACUGGGUCAGGUCGAUGAGGGUGACAACCAUGUAGAGGAUGACAUGAAUCCCAGUGCUGAACAGACAGUUCAUCAGGAGAAGGAAGGAAUCCUCUCUGAAGUUGAGGAGAGUGAAUCCUCUUUACAAACCCUGCAAUCAGAAACAAAUGCUCCUUUGGACUCCCAACCUCUGGACACUUCUGUGAGGACAGAGAGGGAAACCCACACAGGCUUCAACCCCACUUUGAACAGUAGAAAACUGGGGUCGAGUAGAAGAAAUAAAGGAAGGCAACAUGCCAAGGACUGUGCUGCUGAAUCAUCCCACGAACACAAAGAGCAAGUAGAAGAAAGUACCAGGGGUAAUGAAGACCUCCAGACAACACCAGUAUUAGUGGCAGCAGAGGGAACAAAUCAAGAAGAAUUGAGUCAAUGGAGUGAGCAUGAUGUUAACAUGCCUGUGACACCUGACAGCUCUUUGUAUUCAGUCAUGAUGCCUGGUUAUUCUCCUGAGGUCCAGAACCCCACUGCAUCAAACUAUCCAGAGGCUGACCUGGAAAAUUCAAUUUCUGUAAGUGAAAACCUUCAAGAAGAUCAUGACGAAAGAGAGACUGACUUUAAAGUGGAGGUGUCUAAUAAAUCAGUGGGAGCCACGCUGGAAGGAAUGGACAAAUCUGACACUUUUCAGAGUGAACAAGCCAGAGGUGCUCAUCAUGCAGAGGAUGCUGUUCUCAAAGAGCAUGAACAGGAGGUUAAUCCAACACAAAUGCAUGAAAUCGAUGACUCCUCUGAAAGUGAGACGCAUGAUGCAACAGAACAUCCUGAAGUAAUUUCUGGAAACCUGAUAGAUCAACCUGAAGUCAUUGACACAUACCAAUCAGAGUCGAUUGUGAGAGGUACUGAUGAUUCUGCUACCAAGCAGGAAGAUUCAAAUUCUGAUGACAAACAGGAGGAACAUCCUACAAGAGAAAACUACUUUGACUCUUUAGAGCACACAAAUGAGGAUAUUCAUGUAUAUGAUACAAAGAUACCACAGAUCAGUGACACAGAAAGAGUAGACUCUGCACUGGGUCAGGUCGAUGAGGGUGAAAGCCAUGUAGAGGAUGAUAUGAAUCCCAGCGCUGAACAGACAGUUCAUCAGGAGAAGGAAGGAAUCCUCUCUGAAGAUGCAGAGAGUGAAUCCUCUUUACAAACCCUGCAAUCAGAAACAAAUGCUCCUUUGGACUCCCAACCUCUGGACACUUCUCUGAGGACAGAGGAGGAAACCCACACAGGCUUCAACCCCACUUUGAACAGAAGAAAACUGGGGUUGAGUAGAAGAAAUAAAGGAAGGCAACAUGCCAAGGACUGUGCUGCUGAAUCAUCCCACGAACACAAAGAGCAAGUAGAAGAAAGUACCAGGGGUAAUGAAGACCUUCUGACAAUACCAGUGUUAGUGGCAGCAGAGGGAACAAAUCAAGAAGAAUUGAGUCAAUGGAGUGAGCAUGGUGUUAACAUGCCUGUGACACCUGACAGCUCUUUGUAUUCAGUCAUGAUGCCUGGUUAUUCUCCUGAGGUCCAGAACCCCACUGCAUCAAACUAUCCAGAGGCUGACCUGGAAAAUUCAAUUUCUGUAAGUGAAAACCUUCAAGAAGAUCAUGACGAAAGAGAGACUGACUUUAAAGUGGAGGUGUCUAAUAAAUCAGUGGGAGCCACGCUGGAAGGAAUGGACAAAUCUGACACUUUUCAGAGUGAACAAGCCAGAGGUGCUCAUCAUGCAGAGGAUGCUGUUCUCAAAGUGCAUGAACAGGAGGUGGAUCCAACACAAAUGCAUGAAAUCGAUGACUCCUCUGAAAGUGGGACGCAUGAUGCAACAGAACAUCCUGAAGUAAUUUCUGGAAACCUGAUAGAUCAGGCUGAAGUCAUUGACACAUACCGAUCAGAGUCAAUUGUGAGAGGUAUUGAUGAUUCUGCCACCAAGCAGGUAGAAUCAAAUUCUGAUGACAAACAGGAGGAACAUCCUACAAGAGAAAACAACUUUGACUCUUUAGAGCACACAAAUGAGGAUAUUCAUGUAUAUGAUACAAAGAUACCACAGAUCAGUGACACAGAAAGAGUAGACUCUGCACUGGGUCAGGUCGAUGAGGGUGACAGCCAUGUAGAGGAUGACAUGAAUCCCAGCGCUGAACAGACAGUUCAUCAGGAGAAGGAAGGAAUCCUCUCUGAAGAUGCGGAGAGUGAAUCCUCUUUACAAACCCUGCAAUCAGAAACAAAUGCUCCUUUGGACUCCCAACCUCUGGACACUUCUGUGAGGACAGAGGAGGUGUCUAAUCAGGAGAAAGAUGGACUCUUCUCUGAAACUGAAAGGGGCAAAUCUUCUUUAGAAACCCUGCAAUCAGAAAUACAUGCUCCUUUGGACUCCCAACCUCAGCAAAACGAUACAGGCUUCAGCCCCAUUGGGAAUAGAAGAAAACUGGGCUCUAGCCGAAGAAAUAAAGGACGACAACUUGUCGAGGACUCUGUUGCUGAAUCAUACCACAGACAUACAGGAGAAAUUGCUGGAAAUACCAAGGAUCAUGAGCCACUUGAAAUAGUAAAGAUGUCAGUAGAGACAGAAGUGCCAGAAAAAUCUAUGGAAACCAUGCCGGAAGGAAUGGACACAUUUGACACUGCUCAGACUCCUCAGAUUGAAGAAUGUAGCAAUGAACUCAAAGAAACUGCACAAUAUUCCACACUUGUUGGCAUCUCUGAGCAUAUAACUUCAGGUUUACAUUCUAGUUUAGCAGUAGAUCAACAGCUAAUCAACCAAUCAAAUUCCACAGAGAUGCCAAAAGAAAAGCUUCCCGGUGUGUAUUCUGUCACAGAGAAACAAAGCAAGGAUGGAGAUGGGAAUGCAGAAUUGUCAAGGCAGGAUGGAAAUAUACAGGACAACUAUUUGGUGAGUGAGUCACGUGUGAAAUCGGAGAACCCAGGAGACCGUACGGACAUUGAAUGCAGUGUUGAACAAGCAGCAUCUUCAUCAUCAUCAAAGGGGAAAGUGGGAAGUGAAUCCUCUUUACAAGCCCUGCAGUCAGAAACAAAUGCUCUUUUGGACUCUCAACCUCAGGACAAUUCCGUGAGAAUGGAGAAGCAAACCCACAAAGGCUUCAACCCCACUGGGUGCAGAAGAAAACUGGGGUCUAGCCGAAGAAAUAAAGGACAACAGCAUGUCAAGGACUCUGUUUCUGAAACACACCACAAACCUAAAGAAGAAUUUUCAGAAGAUACAAGGAGUGAUCAUGCCCUUGAAACAACAAAAAUGCCAUUAGCAACAGAGACAAUUAGGCAGGAAGAAUUAAAAAAGCAAACAAACAUAGACCUCGAACCUGCUCAGGAAAGCAGAGAAAUGAGAUCAACUAUAAAUGCCAAAGAAAACACAGAAAAAAUGCCAGAGGAAGACAGAAUUUCCUCACAGAAUGUUACGUACGACAGUACAAUUGCGACAACAGACAUUACUUCAAGCUCAGGCAAAGAUGACUCUGUCAAAUCCAAUAAGGACGUCAAUGAGGAGGAAAAUAAUCUUAUAAAAGAGCCUGAGAAUGUAAGUCAUUUUACAGGAUAUGACACAGCUAAAAUGGACUUGAUACAAUCGCCAGAAGAUGAUUCAGACACACAGAAUAUCUCAUGUCAUGUUGACAGUGUUUGCAUGCAGUCAGUCACUUCCGAUGUGCUUGAGCAAAAUGCCCAUCAGGUCCAAAAGACGGAGGCUUUAUCUUGUGACAAAGACUCGCUGGAACACAAAAUGAGUCUGAAACGGACAAAUGAUGCAAUGAAAACAGUGGCAGAUGUCUCAAUCAAAGACUGUUUGAAAGAAGCAGAGAGUUCAAUGGAUGUACAGGUUUUUGGACAGGAUGGAGAUGGAGAAAAAUGUGAAGAUCCUACAAAGAAAGACCAUGAAACUGAAGAAACGAAUGCUCCGCAGGAGGUCACGUAUGCUGAACUGUCGUCCGCUGCACACGGCAAAACUGGCGCUUCAGCUCAGCUUGGUCUCGAGGAAAACUUCAGAGCAGAGACAGCUGUGGAUGCGCCUGAGGAAAGUGGGAUUUCUGCAGCAGUGGGUGCAUGUAACAGCCAGCAAGGGAUACAAGAAACAACUAAUUCAGAUAACAGUGAAAAUGUGAAAAGAAAUUCCAAACAGAGGAGGAGAAAGAUGGGCUCCACUCGCCACACUCAACUCAAGAGGAAACCAGAGGAAGGAACAGAGAGCAAAAAUGAAAUAAAAGAAAGCGAUUUUAAUAAAGAAGAUGACGUGAGAAAUUUUGACAAUAUGGAAGUGGUAAGGGAGUUACCAGUUAUUGUAACUGCAGAGGUAUCACAGAAUAUCUCAUGUCAUGUUGACAGUGUUUGUUUUAAAGGACAACAGGAAACUGACCGAACCAGCACUGUUCAUGACGAGGGCCAAAGGCUACAAAGCAGUACAUCUGACCUGCAGAGAGUUCAGAGCAGUAUGAUAUCAGACGUAAAUGAUUUAACAGCUCUUCUCCCCGAGCAGUCUGCCUCAAACAAUGGAAAAGUUGAUAAUCCUGUGAAGUUUGUUCAGGUAGCUGGUAUAAGGGACAGUGAGAGGAAUGUAGACGUUAACGUGGAGCCUUCACAACUAGAUGAUUUUACAUGCAUGGAGAUGCAUCCAACAUCUGUGCUCUCUGGAGGAAACAGCUCCUCAGUAAAUCCGUUGCGGUCUUCUAAUACUGUGGACGUGACAAGCACUGGUAUCACAGGAGGGAGCUCUGUGUCUUCAUGUGAGCCCUCACAGAGUACACAAAACGAUGAGGAAAUGACAGAUAGUGUAAACGUCGCACAGGCCCCAGCUCUGAACUCAGCAGAAGCACCAGCUGUGGCUGUGGUAGAUUUGGAAAUCAUGAAACCUGUCGUCAGAGGAGGAGCUGGAGAGGAGAGUAAAGAUGCCCAGGCUGGUAUACACGAGUUGAACAACGCAAAUGAAGGAGCUCACGAUAAAAAUCUUGAGAUGAAGAAUGCAAGUCCCAAUUUUAAUUCAGCCAAUAGGAGAAGAAAGAUGGGCUCCACCCGCAGGAAUCUGGGAUCACGUAGCAAAGGGGAAGACUUGCAUCAAAAGCAGGAGGCAGAUAAAGAGGCAACAGGAGCAGCAGCUAAUGCUGGAGAUGUAAAGAGUGAGCCUUUCCUGGGCAUCAAAGAAAAAGAAGAGCUCCAACUUCUCAUAGAAGACAAAGACAGUGACUCUGAUCAAAGGAAAGAAAAAGUUUUUGAAACGGUGGAGUGCAGCCUCACUGGUGAGUCUCACUUCAAGCCUCCAGCACAGCACACAAGUGAAGAAAAUCCUCCUUCUCAUGAUCAACUAGAAGAAAAAGAGCACCACCUAACUCCCAGUUAUUUCCCCGCAACACCAUCCACUUCUCCCAACCAUGAUGGGACGUCAGAAACAGCUGGUGGGAGAAGGAGAAGGAAACUGGGAUCUCACCGGAAGUCGCAUGGACACCAAAGCAAUGUCGACCAAACUGCAAGAGGGGACAAAAUAAUAGGUACACAAGAUCGGAGAGAUGUCAGAAGUGUCACUGAUGAAAGUGCCAUCAAGACAACUGAGGAAGAAUCUGUGGGCCUGGACAAAAUAUCAGAGGCUGAUGAAAGCAGCAAGAAACCAUCGUCCAACGUCAGCGCCUCGGAGGCGGUAAAGCACUCGACGCCUGAGAGUGAGAAGACUCCCGCACGAGUGACUGCAGUUCAACAUCGUGAUGCUGAGAUCCGCCCGGGCCAAGAGAGCCAAAAGCCGUUUUCUCUGGCAGGUAGUUCCGGAGGAGCAGCUCCCACAUCAAGCAGUUACAACGUGCUCAUGGUUGGAAACAGCUGUGUGGGCAAAACCUCCUUCAUGAAAAGAGCUCAAAGCGGGAAGUUUUCUCUAGAUUUACCCGCCUCUGCUGGACUUGAUUUCUGCAUGUGGACGGUGGUAGUGGAUGGAAAGCCUGUGGUGCUACGGCUGUGGGAUACAGCGGGCCAAGAAAGGUUUCGCAGCAUCACAAAACAGAUUUUCCACAAGGCCCAGGCAUUUCUCCUGAUGUAUGACAUCACUUCCUCACAGAGUUUCUCUGCAGUCAGCCACUGGGCAACCUGUAUUCAGGAAGGAGCUGCAGAAAACGUGACCAUCCUCCUUCUUGGGAAUAAGAGUGACUGUGCAGAACGAGUGGUUAAAGCUGAGGAGGGGGAAAUUCUUGCUAAGGAGUACAACUUUGAAUUCAUGGAGUGCAGCGCUGCCACGGGGGAAAAUGUGCUUCGGUCUUUGGAAACUGUGGCCAGGAUAUUGAGCCAAAAAGUUGACACAAGAGAGGAAACCACAGUGUUACACAAAGAGCCCCAACAGAAAAAAUCAUCAGGAUGUUGCUGAACGAUGUGUGUGUGUGUGUGUGUGUGUGUGUGUGUCAGUGGCUUGACGUGGAAAGUUUGCACAUCACAGCAAAAACUGGUGCUCAAACCAGCUUUGGCUCUUAGGUUUUAUUACAAAAGUGUAUAACUUAAAUCACCUUUUCACAAUUACUGGGGUGGCUGGUGCAGGCUUUCUUUAGAGGCAGGUCUAUGAACAGUUGUAAGUAAUCAAGGAAAUCAUUAUCGUAUAAUGUAUAAUGGGUUUUUGCAGCAUUUUGCACUGUGUUUUAUCGACUUUCCUUCUGGAAUAUGGAAGCCUUACUAUGAGUGCAAUUUCAAAUGAUCACAUGAAGUCAAUAUUUGCAGAGUCUUCUCCCACACUGACGUCUUUCCGUUUAGAGAUGUAUUAACUAAUCUAACUGAGAAACUAAUGUUUUAGUACUUUGAGUUCAGAACAGUUUCUGAGGUCCUGAGUUGAAAAACAGAAAACAGUUUCCACUAAGAGAAUCCUCUUAAUUGCACAGAUAUUGAGUAGCUGCUCGCCAGUGUCUAUAUUGUUUUAAUAAAUAUUGUCAUAUUUCAGUGUUUACAAGCAGCUGGUGCAAUAUGCCUGUGAACAAGAGCAUCUUUUCAUUUUUGUAGCUGUUAUGACACAAACAGUGUUUCUCAGUGGCCGAAUUAAGUGCAUCAUGACUCUGUAUGUUUUGCCAUCUGUUCUUAAUGAACGGUGUUGGCACUUGUCCUUCUUGCAGUUGUCACACAGCUGCCAGGUCAGCCAGAUCAUCACAAAUAACUUUCAUGCCUUUCUAAUUUGUGGUGGUGAAAUACUUAACAGGCUUGAAAUAUACAUGUCAGAUCAUUUUUUUUUAUUGUUUCUGUGCAUUUCCCUACAACUUGUGUCUCAUGCUUAAUAAACCUCCAGAACAACAACCGUA
Chelmon rostratus (copperband butterflyfish) is the source of this 10793-nucleotide messenger RNA. It is a transcript of the gene rab44, whose product is annotated as RAB44, member RAS oncogene family. The transcript is spliced from 9 exons. Lineage: Eukaryota; Metazoa; Chordata; Actinopteri; Chaetodontiformes; Chaetodontidae. The record is from RefSeq and is a predicted model, not a curated record. Bases 11 to 9880 code for a protein of 3289 amino acids. Gene Ontology annotation, molecular function: GTP binding; GTPase activity.